Molecule: messenger RNA, 579 nt
Organism: Aureococcus anophagefferens
Lineage: Eukaryota; Pelagophyceae; Pelagomonadales; Pelagomonadaceae
Exons: 1
Molecular function (GO): protein binding
Source: RefSeq, a predicted model, not a curated record
CGCGUGCGUUUGCUUAACUACCAAAACAAUUACAUCGAAGAGAUCCGCCAUCUGUCUCAUUUGCCCAACCUGAUCUUCUUGGAUUUGUACAAUAAUUGUAUUGAAAGCUUGUCGCGUGACCUUGAGUGCGUUCCCACACUGCGAGUGUUGAUGUUGGGGAAGAAUCGCAUCAAAGCUAUCUCUCAUCUCGAGAAGCUGGGUAAGCUCGAUGUCCUUGACCUUCAUUCGAAUGCAAUAGCAAAGGUAGAGCACCUUGGCGCACUAUCAGAAUUGCGAGUCCUGAACCUUGCGGGUAACCGUCUCACCGAGCUUGAUGAGCUUGGUAGCCUACAAUCCCCCACAGAGCUUAAUGUGAGGCGCAAUCAAAUCGUCAAGGCUUGCUCACUGCAGCAAUUACAGUCCCUCCAGCGCGUCUUCCUGAGUAACAAUCGAGUCCAAUCAUUUGACGCGGUUGCUUGCCUUUUUGAUGUUCGUUUCCUUAUGGAGCUCAGCAUGGAUGGCAAUCCUAUUGCUCUGCAAGAUCCACAUGCUUAUAGGCGCUUCGCUGUAGAGCGUGUUAAGACACUCCGGCACCUUGAU